This is a messenger RNA of Vanessa atalanta (red admiral), 1983 nucleotides long. It is a transcript of the gene eIF4A, whose product is annotated as eukaryotic initiation factor 4A. The record is from RefSeq and is a predicted model, not a curated record. Bases 135 to 1400 code for a protein of 421 amino acids. Gene Ontology annotation, molecular function: RNA binding; ATP binding; RNA helicase activity. The transcript is spliced from 7 exons. NCBI's taxonomy places the organism in Eukaryota, Metazoa, Arthropoda, Insecta, Lepidoptera, Nymphalidae.
UUAAAAUAUUUUGAAAUUAUUAGUGCUAAGAUAUAGCGGAUAUAUUUUAAUUUAUUAUAUUACCAUAAAAAAGCUUUUGCUAAACUUAACUUGACCUUGCUAGUUCUUUUCCGUUCAGCUACCGCGAUUGGAACAUGUCCUAUUCACCUGAAAGAAGAUCAGAGGAUUGGCCGGAGGAUCCUAAAAAUGGGCCAUCAAAAGAUCAAGGCAACUACGAUGGACCUUCGGGUAUGGAACCCGGCGGUAAUCUCGAUACGAAUUGGCAUGAAGUCGUGGAAAGCUUUGAUGACAUGAAAUUGAAAGAAGAAUUACUACGAGGAAUCUAUGCCUAUGGUUUCGAAAAGCCUUCGGCCAUUCAGCAACGCGCGAUUAUGCCUUGCAUCCAAGGUCGCGAUGUUAUAGCUCAAGCCCAGUCGGGAACUGGGAAAACUGCUACUUUCUCUAUUUCAAUUCUACAACAGAUCGAUACUAGCAUUCGUGAAUGUCAAGCACUAAUUUUGGCCCCAACUAGAGAGUUGGCACAACAGAUUCAAAAGGUAGUGAUAGCUCUCGGUGAUCACUUGAAUGCUAAAUGCCACGCCUGUAUUGGUGGUACAAAUGUUCGUGAAGACAUUCGUCAGUUGGAGAGUGGUGUGCAUGUCGUAGUAGGCACCCCUGGCCGUGUAUACGACAUGAUCACGCGUCGUGCCCUGCGUGCAAACACAAUCAAGUUAUUUGUACUUGAUGAAGCUGAUGAAAUGUUAUCAAGAGGAUUCAAAGAUCAAAUUCACGAUGUGUUUAAAAUGCUGUCAUCUGAUGUUCAAGUUAUUUUGCUAUCUGCUACAAUGCCUGAUGAUGUACUGGAAGUGUCUCGAUGCUUCAUGAGGGAACCUGUGCGCAUACUUGUUCAGAAGGAAGAGCUAACACUGGAAGGUAUCAAGCAAUUCUUCAUCUCGAUCGAGGUGGAAGACUGGAAAUUGGAUACACUCUGUGACUUGUAUGACACCCUCUCCAUCGCUCAGGCUGUCAUCUUCUGCAAUACUCGUCGCAAGGUGGAUUGGCUUACUGAGUCCAUGCAUGAACGUGACUUCACUGUGUCCCACAUGCACGGUGACAUGGACCAACGCGAGCGCGAGAUCAUUAUGAGGCAGUUCCGCACAGGAUCCUCUCGUGUACUCAUCACCACUGACCUGCUAGCCCGUGGUAUCGAUGUUCAACAAGUUUCGUGCGUGAUCAACUACGAUCUACCCACUAAUCGCGAAAACUACAUUCAUCGUAUCGGAAGAGGUGGUCGUUUCGGCCGUAAAGGAAUAGCUAUCAACUUUGUUACUGAAGCUGACAAGAGAGCAUUGAAAGAUAUUGAGGAAUUCUAUCACACAACUAUUACGGAAAUGCCCAAUGAUGUGGCUAACCUCAUCUGAGGUGCCAUCGCAUUCCAGUUUAUACUUUGUGUCCUGCAUUCUAUUGCGAUAUUUAAACGGUGUGAGUAUUAGGUGGGCACCCUCCUAAGUACCGCUGUGCUGAUUUUUUAUUGGAACUCAUUUUAUUUGGACCGAUAUAUUGGUUUUAGUUUAAUUAAUGAAUACAUUAAUACUAUUAUAAACGUAUCUAUAUAAGUCUAAUAUACAUAGUUGUAAGACCGGCCCGGCCGGAUGGCCCCCGUUCCGCGUAGACCUCCCUGCUACUUGCAGAGAGGUCUCAUCGGGUACUGGAGAGGCUAUUUCAAUCACAAAAGUACUAGAAGGAAAUGUAUUGUAGCUUUUUUCCAGUUGUACAUAAUAUGGUAAACUGUUUUUGUAAUACGGUAAAUAAAUAUGAUUUAAUAUCUUCUUUGUAUUGUUAUUGAUGUGAAAUUGUAGCGCUCCAAUCCCGAUCGGAACCUUAAUUGUCUGUAGCUGUAUACUCAAUUGUACAAAUUUUGUUUACAGAAAAUCUACCAACUGAGCUGUUGAAACGCACUUUGGACACAACUAUGUGGAAAUAAUAAAUCAAAAUUUCCUCUAA